Messenger RNA from Xenopus tropicalis (tropical clawed frog), 1778 nucleotides. It is a transcript of the gene gmfb, whose product is annotated as glia maturation factor, beta. Lineage: Eukaryota; Metazoa; Chordata; Amphibia; Anura; Pipidae. The record is from RefSeq and is marked provisional. Gene Ontology annotation, molecular function: actin binding; Arp2/3 complex binding. Gene Ontology annotation, biological process: actin filament debranching.
CAAGCUAGCCACUACAGGAGUGCGGAUAUGAGUGAGUCACUAGUUGUUUGUGAUGUGGAUGCAGAACUUGUUGAAAAGUUAAAAAAGUUUCGCUUUCGGAAAGAAACCAACAAUGCUGCUAUUAUUAUGAAAAUAGACAAAGAUCGGCGAUUAGUGGUUCUGGAGGAGGAACAUGAGGGUAUAUCCCCCGAUGAACUGAAAGAUGAACUUCCUGAGAGGCAGCCGAGAUUUAUAGUAUACAGUUACAAGUAUCAACAUGACGAUGGCAGAGUUUCUUAUCCCUUGUGCUUUAUAUUCUCCAGCCCCUUAGGAUGUAAACCAGAACAACAGAUGAUGUAUGCAGGAAGCAAAAAUAAGCUAGUUCAGACGGCUGAACUCACAAAGGUUUUUGAGAUCAGGAACACUGAAGACCUCACUGAAGAAUGGCUGACUGAGAAACUUGGCUUUUUCCAUUAACUUGUAUUUUCUAUGUUAAAGAGCUUGAAGUGUUCACUUUGUACUUUCAGUUCACUUUUACACAAGAUAUCUGCAUUCCAGGAAGAUUUUCUAAAACCAAAAAUAAGUUGGUAAAAUGAUAUGUGGAACCCACUGGUUUUCAAAAUAUUGUAAGACCUUAAUAUCACUUGGGAAUUAAUCCUUUGAGUUAUUUGUACAUGUGCUGCAGCUUCUCUAGCAGCAGUGUGCUAUAUAGUAUUUAUAUAUCUGAAAUCACUGGAACAUGUUUACUGCUUUACUAAAACAAUUCUAUUAAAAAAAAAUGUAUUCCAUACUAUGAACACUAAUGUUUUUGUAAUGCUGUGUUCUCAGAAUAAUGAACAUUGCAAUGUAAUCUUAUUUUUAGUGGAUUAUUUUGUAGGGAACAAUCUUAAUGACUUUGUGACAAUGUGUCAUUUUUGUGCUGUAUGCAAAAUGUACAUAAUCUUAUAGCACUUUCCCGGCAUAUAUGGCCGUCACAAAGGGAUUAAAGGACAAGGAUGGGUAAAAUUUUUAAAAUUUUGGUGGUACACCUUCAGUUAUUCUAGUUGCUUACCUUUUACCCUGUCUGGUGGUCAUUUAAAAAAAAAAAAAAAAGUGUGGGUACUGGUUGCUGAAAAUCACACCUCUGGGCAUGCUUUGUCUGUUUAAGACAAUUGCAUAUUUAUUACAGAACUCCCCAAGUAUGCCAGGCUGGUGCAUUUUUUGAAGAAGAGGGGCACCAGCUUGGGCAAAAGGCAAGCAACUAGAAUCAUGGGGGGGGUGCUUAAUAAGGAUUCUUCCAUGAUUUUGUAUGGUGUAGUGUGUUUUUUAUUACUAAAUUACACUGUACAUUGCAAAUAAUUGAUUCUACCAUUUAAAAUCUAACACUAGGUGGGGCAUGGGAGCAUUUUUAUCAAUGCAGGUAUCAGAGCUGUUAACUUGUUACCUGCCCAUUGUUCUGCUGAGGGGUAAAGGGAGGGGGUUGAUAUUACUCCAACUUGCUGUGCAGCAGUAAAGAGUGACUGAAGUUUAUCAGAGCACAAAUCAUAUGGCUGAGGGCACCUGGGAAACAUGUCUAGCCCCAUGUCAAAUUUCAAAAUUGAAUAUAAAAAAUCUGUUUGCUCUUUUGAAAAAUGGAUGUGAAUGCAGAAUUCUGCUAGAGGAAUGCUAUUUACUUGAUACAUUGUGUAAAAAAAAAGUUUCCCUGUGACAAUUUCUUUAGCCCACAGUGUGUUUACCUUUCCUUUUCCUUUAAAUUCAUUUGGCGUUUUACUGUUGGUCUUAUGAUGUAGAAAUUUGAUACAUAAUACAAAUUGUUAAAA